AUGAAGAAGGAAGAGGAAGGGGAAGAAGAAGGAAGAAGAAAGAAAAGGGAAGAAGAGGAAAGAAGAAGAAGGAAGAGGAGGAGGAAGAAGAAGAAAGGGAAGAAGAGGAAGAAGGGGAAGAAGAGGAAGAAGGGGAAGAAGAGGAAGAAGAGGAAGAAGGGGAAGAAGAGGAAGAAGAGGAAGAAGGGGAAGAAGAGGAAGAAGGGGAAGAAGAGGAAGAAGAGGAAGAAGGGGAAGAAGAGGAAGAAGUGGAAGAAGGGGAAGAAGUGUGAAGAAGAAGGGGAAGAAGAGGAAGAAGGGGAAGAAGAGGAAGAAGAGGAAGAAGGGGAAGAAGAGGAAGAAGAGGAAGAAGAGGAAGAAGGGGAAGAAGGGGAAGAAGAGGAAGAAGAGAAAGAAGGGGAGAAGAGGAAGAAGGGGAAGAAGGGGGAGAAGAGGAAGAAGGGGAAGAAGGGGAAGAAGGGGGAGAAGAGGAAGAAGGGGAAGAAGAGGAAGAAGUGA
This is a messenger RNA of Knipowitschia caucasica, 498 nucleotides long. NCBI's taxonomy places the organism in Eukaryota, Metazoa, Chordata, Actinopteri, Gobiiformes, Gobiidae. The record is from the annotation of a GenBank genome assembly.